Molecule: messenger RNA, 1549 nt
Organism: Impatiens glandulifera
Lineage: Eukaryota; Viridiplantae; Streptophyta; Magnoliopsida; Ericales; Balsaminaceae
Product: protein HEAT INTOLERANT 4-like
Exons: 14
Coding region: 165-1259 (364 amino acids)
Biological process (GO): regulation of cellular response to heat
Source: RefSeq, a predicted model, not a curated record
GCCAACCUUCCUUGUUUUGCAUCGCUUGAAAUUCGGGGCGCCGGCGCUUCCAAUUGGAACCACCAAUUCCAAACCCUAUUUUAUCUCCUCCUUGUCUCAAAAUAUCCGGACCUGUACCCUAAAGGCUGAAACAUAUUUGAUAUUUCCCCCAUUUCUAUUGCACAAUGAAGAAGGGUGGUACUAAGAGGAAAAGGAACGAAUCCAAAAAGCCCGCUGAGUUGGACGAAACAAAUAAUGAUGCACUAGUUCAAGAAAUACCUAAUAAGGAGGAUGAGGAAAGAAAUCCUGCAGAGGGAACCGGGGCAAGUAAGAAUGCACGAAAAUCCCGUGGAAGAGCUAAACUUUCGAUACCUGAAGCUGAACCCGAGUACUUUCUUGAAAAACGCAAUUUGGAAGACCUAUGGCAACAAGCUUUCCCAGUUGGGACAGAGUGGGACCUGUUGGAUAAAGUUUAUCAGUACAAAUGGGAUUUCUCCAAUCUUGAAAAAGAAUUUGAAGAAGGUGGAGAGCUGUACCAGAAGAGAGUCUAUCUGUUUGGCUGUUCGGAGCCUCAAUUUGUCUCCUUCAAGGAUGAAUCUAAAGUAACAUAUGUACCCGCAAUUGUUGUUGUGAUAGCUCCUUUUCAACCAUCUGAUAAAAUUGGAAUCAAAUCAGUCCAAAGAGUGGAUGAGGAAAUAGUUCCCAUGAAACACAUGAAGAUGGAGUGGAUUCCUUACAUCCCCUUAGAAGAUAGAGGUUCUAUGGUUGAAAGGCUAAAAUCACAAAUUUUUAUCUUGAGUUGUGCACAGAGAAGGUCUAGCUUAAAACAUCUGAAAGAAGAACGCAUUAAGAAAUAUGAGUAUUGCCUCCCUUAUCUAUAUAAUCCAUUCAAGGAAGAUGAAGUUGAACAAAGCACAAUUGUGGAUAUCAUGUUUCCUGCUGAACCAAAACCCGUAUUCUGUGAAUUUGACUGGGAGCUUGAUGAACUUGAGGAAUUUACGGAUAAUCUUGUUGAGUCUGAAGAGUUAACUGAGGAUCAAAAAGAUCCCUUUAAGGAAUUUGUGAAGGAGAAGGUUAGGGAAACAAAGAAGGCUAAUCGUGAGGUUAGAGAUGCUCGUAAAAAAGCAUUGGAAGAAAUGAGUGAGGAGAAAAAGACUGCAUUCCAGAAUAUGAGGUUUCUCAAGUUUUAUCCUGUAACAACUCCUGAUGCCCCUGAUAUAAGCGGGGUUAAGUCUCCGUUUAUAAACAGGUACUAUGGAAAAGCUCAUAAAGUUCUGUGAAAAGGAACUGUGAAAAGGAACUCCGGUUAUGGUGAGUCGAGCUCUCUGUAUACACAGACGGUGUAAUGAAACCGAAUCAGGUAGUAGAUAAACUUUUGUUUGUAAACUGAGGUGUAGAAUAGAUUUCUGGAUAACCUAGCUAAAGCUAAAGAAUGAAGUCAGAAAGGAAUGAAGAGUUGUAAUGAUUAUUCAAUUUUAGGUAUGUUUUUUGAUCCUCCAAUUGGAUUGGAUUGAUUCUUCUUAGAUGAAGAAGAGUUAUCAGAAUUUCACUACUUGUUAAGUGGCUCCAA